AAAUUAUUACAUAUAGUCGUGGUAUACUACUACUAAUCGUCUUCCCCAUUCUCUUCCUCAUCGAUAUCAUUUCUAAAUAAAUUAUUCUCCAUAUAUGAAAACAAAAUAAAAUCAGAAAUUAUAGGGAGGAAAAAAAGAAGGGUGUUUUCCGAAGGAGAAGAAAGGAGCGAAUUUAAUCUAAAAUUUAAUUUCUGCUCUGGCAGGCAUUCACAUUGAGCUGAAAACGGGCCGUUCGGUGAUUGUCGCUGCCCGACGUUUUACCGGCGUCGUUUUCCGAUUAUCAUAUAGGUAUUACUCUCAAUUUUUCCCGUUUUCGUUUUGGCAUGGGGAGAUACGAAUACCGGGGGAGGAAGGCGAUAGUUUUUCAUUCGUGCUAGGUUUUUUGUUUUUUUUGUUCCCCAUAGUUUGUCUGAUAAGCUGGUGAUUAUUAUACGAGUAUUAAAUUCGUUCGUAGCUUGAAUUCAGCUGGGAUAUUGAGCUGCGAUCUAAGUCAUAUUAUUUUUCUCUACUAUUUUUCCAUAGAAGUCAGGGAAGUUUAUGUAGUAUUUCAACGACGCAAACUUGAGCUGUAUCAAUAUAAUGUGGGUCUGUCAGCAAUUUUUGAGGUUGUUUGUUGGAUUUAGUUGAUGAUUGCUUUACUUGAAACGGGGCUUAAACUUUCAUGUUUUAACUUUCUGGUUGUAAAAUUAGGUUUUGUUCAUGCAUAGAAUUGUAUGCAGUUGUUCUAUAUUAAGUUGAUGGCAAGAUUCACCUUUUCGAUCUUUUUCCCUUUUCCCCAUUUCUUGUUGAAUGAUUUCUCAAGAUCUUUGUGGUGUUUAUUAGAACACAUGGAAACUGGGAAAGGAGUUGAUUCUUCUGAUGAUGCUGGACUUGUAACAGUUGCAACUGACAAUGAUUCGCCAGCCAAUGAGCUUCACUGUUGCGAAGAUAAGGCAGCUGAAACUAAACCUGCGCAGAACGUAUCAUAUGUGUACAGACAAGAUGUUGUAAGGAGCAAUAUAAAUGGUAAGGUAGGUUUUGUUACUGAAGUGGCCGGUGACUCUGAUUCAGAUGGCAGCUUGACCGAUGACGACGAUGAUGAAGAUGACGACGACGACGACGACGAUGAUGACAAUGAUGAAAAUGAGGGAGAAGGGGACGGUAAAGAGGCUGGUGAUGAUGAAGCUCUUGCUGAUAACAGUGAGAAGGUUGAUGGUACAUUUGAUGCCUAUAGUCGUAAGAGUCGUCAUCUUCCAGCUGACCAAGUUAGGGUCUUCUGGAUGGAUGAUACUGAGACUACGGAAGGCAUUAAUGAUGUUCAAGUUUUGGAUAGAGGAUUUCUGCAUGGGGACUACGUUGCCUCUGCAUCGGACCCAACAGGUCAAGUGGGCGUUGUGGUUGAUGUCAAUAUAUCUGUCGACUUAUUAACUCAUGGAGAUGGGUCCUCUAUCAUCGAAGAUGUUAAUACCAAGAACUUGAAACGCGUCAGGGAUUUUACAGUUGGUGAUUACGUAGUCCUUGGUCCUUGGCUUGGUAGGGUUGAUGAUGUCAUGGAUAACGUCACGGUUCUUUUUGAUGACGGGUCUGUGUGUAAAGUUCUGAAAGCGGACCCUAUGAAUCUAAGACCAGUUGGUAAGAAUAUUCUUGAAGAUGGGCACUUUCCUUUCUAUCCUGGGCAACGCGUUAGAGCAACCUCUUCAUCAGUUUUUAAGAAUUCGAGGUGGCUUUCUGGCGUAUGGAAAGCUAACCGUCGAGAAGGUAUAGUGACCAAGGUUGCAGUUGGUUCUGUAUUCAUAUAUUGGAUUGCAUCUGCUGGUUAUGGGCCUGACUCUUCCACAACUCCGGCUGAAGAGCAAAGUCCCAAAAACUUGAAGCUGCUGUCUUGUUUUUCACAUGCAAACUGGCAAUUAGGAGACUGGUGCCUUCUUCAAACUCCACUUUUAUCAAUCCAGGUACCCGUGGAGAAGGGAUUAUCAAAGUUAGAACUUAGUGAUUCUCCAAAAGAAGAAACGGAUUCUGCUCAAACAGGAACAGAAAGUUCUGAAGUUGUCAAUUCUGAUGAAUCAAUUCCAAAUUGUGAAUCAACAUAUAUUGAUGGAUAUGAUUCAGUUGGUGAAAAUGUGGAAAAUAAAGCUCCUGCAGAAUCUAGUUCAUGCGCGAGUUCAUUGUCGAUCUCAAAGGAGUCAGCUCAUGAAUCUUGGCCCCUUCAUCGUAAAAAGAUUCGAAAAGUUGUGAUCAAGAGGGACAAAAAAGCUAGGAAAAAAGAAGAUAAUUUUGAGAGAGCCCUUUUGAUUGUCAAUAUGAGAACUACAGUUGAUGUUGCUUGGCAAGAUGGAACAAUAGGACGCAAUAUGAAUUCAACAAGUUUGAUUCCAAUAGAAAGUCCUGGUGAUCAUGAAUUUGUAGCCGAGCAGUAUGUAAUUGAGAAGGCCGCUGAUGAUCUUGAUGAUGCUAAUGAAUAUAAACGUGUAGGGGUAGUUCAAAGUGUUAAUGCAAAAGAGAAAACAGCUCAUGUCAAGUGGUUAAAGAAAGUUACGCGACCUGAGGAUCCAAGGGAGUUUGAUAAAGAAGAAGUUGUAAGCGUAUAUGAGUUGGAGGGCCAUCCUGACUUUGAUUAUUGCUACGGAGAUGUUGUCGUUCGAUUAUCUCCUGUUUCUGUUUUAUCUGAAACUUCUGAUGUGUUGAGCUUCAAUAAUGAACCUGAACUGCCACAUGCUUCCAAUGAGGUUGAGCCAGAUGUUGGGAAGAAAAAUGUACGCGAGAGUACCGAGGUUUCAUUCCCUGAUAAUGCUUCUGCUGAGUUUUCAGACUUAUCAUGGGUAGGAAAUAUUACUGGGCUAAAAAAUGGGGAUAUAGAAGUUACUUGGGCUGAUGGGAUGGUAACAUUGGUUGGUCCCCAGGCAAUUUAUGUUGUUGACCGUGAUGAUGAUGAAUCGAUAGGAGGUGGAAGUGAAAUUAGUGAUGGUGCAGCCAGUUGGGAAACAGUUGAAGAUGACGAGAUGGAGACUCACGAUAAUAAUAUAGAGGAUGCUAGGACAGAGAGUGUCUCGGACAUCAUUGUUGAGAAUGAAGAUGACUCUGAAAAUUCUGGGAGGAAUGGGCCCCUGGCCAUUCCCUUAGCUGCACUUGGCUUUAUGACCAGAUUAGCCUCCGGCAUAUUUUCCAGGGGAAGAAAACACACAGAUCCAGAUUCCAGAAGUGAAAGCGACCUUCAACCUUUGGAAUUUUCUGGGAGAGAAGAUCUAGAUAGUGAAUCGUGCUCCCAGAGAUCUAAUGGUGGUGAUAGCAUUGGUAGUCUGUGCAAUAAAGUCAAUACUGCUGAACAAGGUGACAAUGAGGCAGCAGAACUGUUGGAUGUGGCUGAAGCUAUUUGUAACUUGAAGCCAGAUGCAAGUGCAACAAAACGAUUGGAUGAUAUGGCAGCAAGUUUCAAAGGAUUUGAUAUCAGCAAAGAUCCCUAUGAUCAUCAUUUCCUUAAUGCAACUAAGCAGAAUAAUGCUGGUAGGAAAUGGCUUAGGAAGGUUCAACAGGAUUGGAACAUCCUCCAGAAUAAUCUACCUGAUGGAAUAUAUGUACGUGUGUAUGAGGACCGGAUGGAUCUGUUAAGGGCCGUAAUAGUUGGAGCUUAUGGUACGCCUUACCAAGAGGGGCUUUUUUUCUUUGACUUUCACCUCCCACCAGAGUAUCCAGAUGUCCCACCGUCCGCAUAUUAUCAUUCUGGAGGUUGGAGAAUAAAUCCGAAUCUGUACGAGGAAGGAAAAGUGUGUCUGAGCCUUUUAAAUACUUGGACAGGCAGAGGAAACGAGGUCUGGGAUCCAUCAUCAUCGAGUAUUCUUCAAGUUCUAGUGUCACUUCAAGGGCUAGUUCUUAAUUCGAAGCCUUAUUUUAAUGAAGCUGGAUAUGACAAACAAAUGGGGACGGCUGAAGGAGAGAAAAAUUCUUUGUCUUACAAUGAAAAUACAUUCUUACUAAACUGCAAGACGAUGAUGUAUCUGAUACGGAAGCCACCCAAGGACUUUGAAGAGCUUGUGCAGGAGCACUUUAGGAAGCGUGGUUAUUACAUCCUCAAGGCCUGUGAUGCUUAUAUGAAAGGCUACCUUAUCGGUUCACUAGCAAAAGAUGCGUCAAUUAGCAAGAGCUGUGAUGCGGAUUCUAAUUCGAAUUCGAUCGGCUUCAAAAUUAUGUUGGCUAAGCUCGUGACAAAACUAUACAAUUCCUUCAGUGAAAUUGGUGCAAACUGUCAGGAUUUUAAGCAUUUGCAACACUUAUAGUACGGCUCUCACCAUUCAAUGCAGCUUGUGGUCAGCUCAUUCUUUUUUGUUGUUGCGAGAAUAUGGAGGCUUAUGAAUGUUAAUUGUACUCUGUAUGAAACGCUUUUAGAUACAUUUUUUCUAGUGUCAAAACAGGCACACCAAACAUGAGAGGUUCAUGUCUGCGAGCCUUGAUAGAUCAGUCCAGUGGAAGCCAAAUUAAAGGCCGCCAUUGCUACUUUGUUAAUUGUACAAUUUCAUGAACUAACAUAUACGAUGGAAUCAUAGUCUUCCGAGUUUUGCUUAUAGGACAUGCACAGAAAAAAUACCCAGUUUUGUGCCUCCCUUUUUGAGGGAAUAUUUGGUUGUCAUCUGUUUCUGCAAUUGAAUUUUGAGAAUUGACAUUUCCUCCUGGACAUGGGAAAAUUGAAAUAUGGAUUGGUCAGAAAUUUUCCUUUGGCAACAUUCAGUUGUGCACAUUGGUUGUUAUUCUAUAUCUACUUGUUAUAUUGAUCAAACUUUUCCAGCCAUUUAUUUUAAGCAGAUUGUUACGCAGAAGUUUGUCCUUAAUCCUAUAGUUCCGAA
This is a messenger RNA of Oldenlandia corymbosa var. corymbosa, 4814 nucleotides long. The record is from the annotation of a GenBank genome assembly. Lineage: Eukaryota; Viridiplantae; Streptophyta; Magnoliopsida; Gentianales; Rubiaceae.